CUGACUCCACUGAUAUAUCAGUUCGAAAUUGGAAUAUGACCACUGGAAAGUGUACACACAUCUUUCGUGGUCAUACGUCCACCGUCAGGUGUCUCGACAUAAUCGUACCAUCCGUAAUUGGUAAAGGUUUAAAAGGUGAAGACAUUGUUUUCCCUAAAUCUCCACUCUUGGUCACUGGAUCCCGAGACCGUGACGUACGUGUAUAGAGGUUUCCCGUUCAUGAAGACGUGAAAAUCGAUAAAGUCACAUUCGACAGUGGAGAUGGUGAAAAUCCCUAAUUUGAUAGCAGUUCUCAAAGGACAUACUCAGGGUGUGCGCUCUGUAUCUGUAUAUGGAUACAUCGUCAUUUCAGGCUCUUAUGAUGGAAGUGUACGAGUGUGUGACUUACUCGACAAUGGCGAAUGCAAGCACAUUUUGAAAGGCAAUCAAGAUUGGGUAUACUCGACCGUGAUAGAUUACAACAGAAAAGUUUGUUUUUCAGGAUCUUUGGAUUUGACUAUAAACAUGUGGAACUUUGAAACUGGUAAGUUGUUGAAAGUGUUACAAGGGCAUUGGAAACAAGUUGGUUUAUUAGAGCUAGUGGAUGGAGCUCUGGUCUCAGGUGCUGCUGAUGCAACACUAAGAAUUUGGGAUCCGGUAAUUGGCAAUCUCAGAUGUAG
This is a messenger RNA of Lodderomyces parapsilosis, 659 nucleotides long. The record is from the annotation of a RefSeq genome assembly. NCBI's taxonomy places the organism in Eukaryota, Fungi, Ascomycota, Pichiomycetes, Serinales, Debaryomycetaceae.